AAAUAUUUCAUUUUCUCCCGCCGCUUCGUAACACAAAUUGAAUCUAUAUAAACCCUAACAAACAACAACGGCACACAUGUUAAUACACCACAUUACACAAACAUUUCAAUAUUUCAUACGCGAACACAUUCUCUCGCUGAUUCAAUGGCUGUCAAUUCAAUUCCCCAGGCUGCUUCGAACCAGAACAAAUCGCAGAGCGAGACGAAGCAGCGAACAACCGACCCGGGUGUCCGUGUUAUCGGUGGCAAGAUUUAUGACUCCGAGAAAGGGAAAACGUGUCACCAGUGUCGUCAAAAAACGAGGAGCUUUACCGCUGCCUGCAAAAAUAAAAAGAAAGACAAGACUUGCACAAUGCUGUUUUGCCAUAAAUGUCUUUUGAAUAGAUAUGGAGAGAAGGCUGAGGAAGUUGAAGUUUUGGAGGAAUGGAUUUGUCCAAAGUGCAGGGGCAUCUGCAACUGCAGUUGCUGCAGGAAAAAACAAGGCCAUCAACCUACUGGUAUACUGACCCAUAGAGCCAAGGCAACGGGCUAUUCUUCUGUUUCUGAACUUCUCCAGGCCAAUGGUCCUGAAAACUUUGGCCUUGUCAAGAAUGUAAAAGAUACCGGGGCUACUCCCAAAAGGCCGAGUUCUUCAGGAAAACAGGUUACUUCACCAGGAAAGAAAGGCAAGGAAAACUUACUCGAUGGAAGGGUGGAUAUGAAUUUGGAACAUCCGACCCCUUCUAAGUUGAAAGAAAUAGAAAAAAUGCAAGGUGUAACUUUGGAAAAUAAUGAAAAGCAAAAAAAAACAAAGCAGGGCAAAUUGAGGACAGUGUCUGCAGGUCAGAAGGAUGCUGCUGCUCUGAAAUUGUGUAGUUCUGGUGCCUUACCUGAAAGUACUCCAGAUAAAUCUCAGGAUUCAGACACAGUGUCUGCAGGUCCGAAGGAUGCCGCUGCUCAGAAAUUGUGUAGUUUUGGUACCUUGCCUGAGAGUAAUUCAAAUAAAUCUCAGGAUUCAGACAUAAGCAUUCAUAUGCAUGCAGAACCAAAUGAAAAGGUUAAUGAUCCUAAACUGGGGGAUGGUUGUAUGAAAAAAGUUUCUGCAGAAGUACCUGCUGAUACUUUUGGAAACAAAAAGAGAAAUGCGAAUAAGGACAUUGAAGUAAUAGACCAAGAAAAAACAAAGAAACGGGUAAAACAUGAUACAGGCAUGCCUUUCGUUAAGGAUAACAACAGUGGGUUGCAGUUCCAGAGCCAAGAGGUUGGUAAUGAUAUUCCAUUGCCUCAUGGAACUGAAUUAAUAACUAUAGGUGAUCUCGAAUUGCCACCAGAGGAUGUUGGUAAUGCCUUACAGUUUCUAGAAUUUUGUGCAGCGUUUGGAAAGAAUCUGAAUAUGAAGAAAGGACAAUCAAGUGUCAUACUUAAAGAGCUAAUGAAUGGACAGAGUAGGAUACUCCGCAGAACAGAGCAGCACUCACCUGUUGUCCACUUCCACAUCCAGCUGUUAUCUUUGUUGCGAAAGGAUUAUACUUUGAGGUCUCACAAACUAAGUCCAUCCCAUGGAAAAAGUUCAUGGUUGUUUGCUUUGAAGAGUUGUUUAUCUGAAUCCCCCAAUGCAAAAGAUUUAUUACCUAUUAUUGGCCUGGAUAGUGAAAGUGGUGGAUACAAUACUCUAAAUUUCUCAAUGAAGCUUAGAAUAUUAAUCUUCUUAUGUGAUGAAGUCCUUGAAACUGAAAGAAUAAGGGAUUGGAUUAACAAUCAGGAAUCAAAAUUUGCUCAAAAAGCAAAACAAGCAAAGAAAAAAGUUCUUGCUGCAAAAGAUAAGGUGAAGAGUUUAAAACAGAAAUUGGCAGAUGAACUUGCGAAAGAAAUAACUGCAAAGGAUGGUUCUUCACUUUCAAUCUCUGAGCAUGACGAGAUAGUCAGUCAAAUAAAAUGUGAAGCAGCUCAAGCUCACAAGGAGAUGCUUGAAUCAAUGAACAUGGUACCUAAAGCUAAAAAAAGAUCGCAGGCUCUGAGAACACAACCACUUUUUCUGGAUGGUGAUGGGCGUGCCUUCUGGAGGUUAAAUUGUUAUCCUGAAGAAUCAAAUAUCCUGGUUCAAGAUAUAGGGAAUGGGGAUGAUUCAAUUGUCUUUGGUGAGAAAUGGAUAACCUUCGACAAUGAGCAGGAGAAGGUGGUCGAAAAGCACAUCUCUCUCCGGGAGAGAAUGGUAAGAGCUCAGUCAGCUGCUAUAAUACCUUAUGCAUUGAGUAUUAGUUUUCACAAGGGUGGCUAUAAUCAAAGCUAACUACCUUUGAUUUGUGCAGGGUGGUUGGAAACGUUUGCGACAGCUUCAUAUGAUUAUGUUAUCUUCCUAAAGACCAAAUUGUGCAAGUGUAAUCAAGUUCAUGAGCAGCUUUCAUGUAGAUUUGAGGAAUAUCUUAAAUAAAUGUUUUUGUAAAACUUAUAUCAUUGUGUUGUAGAGAGAAACAAUAGAGAAACAACAAUGUUUUUAUUAAUACGUUUUCUAUUAUAUGUAGUCAUGCAUAGUAUAACUUGUGCUUGAUCAGGGAAUUUUACUUAGAUGAU
Daucus carota subsp. sativus is the source of this 2549-nucleotide messenger RNA. RefSeq lists its product as uncharacterized. The record is from RefSeq and is a predicted model, not a curated record. Gene Ontology annotation, biological process: regulation of DNA-templated transcription. Gene Ontology annotation, cellular component: nucleus. Lineage: Eukaryota; Viridiplantae; Streptophyta; Magnoliopsida; Apiales; Apiaceae. The transcript has 13 exons. Bases 145 to 2268 code for a protein of 707 amino acids.